GGCGGCGGCGCGAUGGCGGCGGGGCAGUGCUGGCGGGCCGGGCUGCGCGCGGGGAGGCGGAGGCUGGUGGAUUCUCCUCUGCCAGCUGGUGUUCCUAAGCUUAGUUAUCACUUUACAUCAUCACACAAGUAUGUUCCCAGACGGGCUGUGCUGUAUGUACCUGCGGAUGAUGAAAAGAAGAUAAGAAAAAUCCCAUCACUAAAUGUAGAUUGUGCAGUGUUGGACUGUGAAGAUGGUGUGGCUCUGAACAGAAAGAGCAAAGCAAGACUGACCAUCGUGAAAAUGCUUGAAGAGUUUGACUUUGGCCAUGCUGAAAAGUGUGUCAGGAUAAACUCUGUGUCCAGCGGUCUUGCAGAAGAAGAUUUAGAGGUUAUUUUGCAAUCCAAGACCCUUCCUUCAAGCAUGAUGCUGCCAAAGGUUGAAAAUGUUGAAGAAAUAAGAUGGUUUUCAGACAAAUUCUUACAUCACCUUAAGGGCCGAACACUUGUAGAGCCAAUGAAUUUUAUCCCCUUUGUGGAAACUGCAAUGGGCUUGCUCAAUUUUAAGGCUGUCUGUGAAGAAGCACUGAGAACAGGAUCCCAGGCUGGCUUUCAUUUGGAUGCAGUUGUCUUUGGAGGAGAGGAUUUCCGUGCCAGCAUAGGUGCAACAAGCAGUAAGGAAACUCACGAUAUUCUAUAUGCCAGGCAAAAAAUAAUAGUGACAGCAAAGGCAUUUGGCCUUCAAGCAAUAGACCUUGUUUACAUUGAUUUCCACGAUGAAGAUGGGCUCCGCAGGCAGUCGAGGGAAGGUGCCUCAAUGGGAUUCACUGGUAAGCAGGUGAUUCACCCCAACCAAAUCGCUGUUGUCCAGGAACAGUUCUCUCCGAGCCCUGAAAAAAUAAAGUGGGCACAAGAACUGAUUUCUGCUUUUGAAGAACAUCAGCGAUUAGGCAAGGGAGCGUUUACUUUCCGAGGGAGCAUGAUCGACAUGCCAUUACUGAAGCAGGCACAGAACAUUGUUACACUUGCCACAGCCAUCAAGAAAAAAUGAGCUGAUCUGUCAUAGUUUGCUUGCCGGAAUUGCUGAUUACUAAAACUAUUCCCAACUCAAGCCACUGCUCGUUCCUGCAUGGCCCAUGUUCUAGUCAUAGCCUGCAAUGAAGUUACAUCACCAAAUCUGUGACAUCACAGUAAUUACUACAAAUGUGGGAUUAUGACUACAUUGAAGGAGAAAGGCAAAAUAUAAGCCCUGAGCCCUGUUAAAGGAGCAGAUGGAAACUAAUUCAAUUGUUUAUAUUUUUUUCUGUGCUUCUUCCCGCUCUGAUGCAGAAGUCCUGGCGGAAAGGAGAAAACUCGAAUAAUUACGCACCAGUUGAAAUAACUGCAAUGACAAUCUUUACCCUGUGUGAGCUUUGCUUUCCCCCCGACACCGCCCUUCUGUAAAUGUGCAACAGCCAUUAAAAAUAAUGCUCCAACAA
Messenger RNA from Oenanthe melanoleuca, 1456 nucleotides. It is a transcript of the gene CLYBL, whose product is annotated as citramalyl-CoA lyase. Gene Ontology annotation, biological process: regulation of cobalamin catabolic process. Gene Ontology annotation, molecular function: (S)-citramalyl-CoA lyase activity. The record is from RefSeq and is a predicted model, not a curated record. NCBI's taxonomy places the organism in Eukaryota, Metazoa, Chordata, Aves, Passeriformes, Muscicapidae. The coding region runs from base 13 to 1029 and encodes 338 amino acids. The transcript is spliced from 9 exons.